AUGGAUUACUCGGAGACACCCGAGAACGAUGACUUCCGUGGCCGUGAGUUUGAUUGUUUCCUUGAGAAGAAAAGACCGCGGAGAGGUGACAGCCAGCAGCACGCCCAGCGCUUCGUCCUCUUGCUGUGUUACAAGCUGAAGACCAAACAUUACCUGGUGUUCCCUUGUGAGGACGGAGGCAGGAAGUACUUCACCAUGGACGACGGCGUGACUCUCUUCAUCAACCUCCUGCAGCUGGUGGAGUUCCACCAAACCAACAAGGGCAUCCUCCCUGUCUGCCUCAAACACCCCUGCGUCUGUGUAGCACUCCGACACGCUUGUGAAACUUCUGGGCUUUAUGGAGCCGGUUUAGCCGGUUAUGUGGGAUUUCAACAGAACUGGAAAAUCAAGGGAGAACUUGCCCAGGCCUCGGUGUUUGUGUUCCUUAAGGGGACAACAGCUCCGACCGGUUUUCUGGGGUGGAGAGAUGAGAGCGGGCAGGGUGUGGGGCGUUCUCCCUCACCUCAUUCUCCUCUCUUUCUCUUCAUUAUCGGGCUCUCUUUCUCUGUCUCUGUACAACUCGGUCCAUCUCUGAGGUCUCCACAGCUGCAUGAGUCAGACUCAAGGUCUAAGGAGAUCACCGUUGCAAUGGAGUGCUUCAACAGCCUACUCCUCAAACUGCGGGAGGUCCACGAGCGAGAAGUGGAGGGCUGGCAGGGGAAAAUCCAAGAGCUGUCCAACAAGAAGGGCUGUGAUACAAAGCGAAUGGAGGAACUGUUCACCAAAAACCAGCAGAUGAAAGAACAGCAGAGGUUACUCACCGAGAACAUCAAGACACUGGAAAACAGGCUGAGGGCGGGGCUGUGUGACCGAUGCACAGUAACUCAGGAGGUAGCCAAGAGAAGACAGCAGGAGUUUGAAUCCUCACAGAUACAGAGCCUCCAGCACAUCUCUCUAAUGGCGGGAGAGAUGAACAACCUGAAAAAGGACAACAAGAGACUUCGAGAUGAGCUCAGGAAUUUCAGAGCAGCACUUGACAGAGGUCACAGUGACCACUCCUCCAAUAGCGGCAGCAGCACCACCACCACAGAGGCCAAACCAAACAGCUCCCCUGACCUUUCACCCCCUUCUGGACCGAUGGCCCUCGUCUCUACGGCAACCAUCAGGGCCUGUAACCAGCCAGCAGAUGGCAAUAUUGCAGUGAAAACUGAGGCAGACCAAAGAACUGAAGAAAGUGAUCACAGACAGCUGAGAGGGAUGAACAGAGGUCACUUUGAGUCAUACAAGCCUCUUUCCUGGAGGACAGAACAUAGUGUAACUCGUGUUGGCGAGAGGAGAUCUCAGAGUGUUGAAGGACUGGACCAGCGACCCUGCAUCCUUCCUCAAGGUCUCCUUCUUAAGAACUCUUCUUCCUCAACCGGCGGAGAAGUGCACCCCAGCAGACACGUGCUCCAUGCUCCCGUCCCCUGCCGUCCUCAACCAAUGAAGAGCGGCCCUGCUACUCUCCCCUGGCCCUUAGCUGAAUCCUCUGACUGGGUUGCUGCGGCUGCUGCUGCAGGGUCAAGCCUGACGGUGCAACCUUCACCCAAAUCAAACCCGCCACGCUUUCCCAACCUGAUCCCGACGAGCCAACACGCCAGCCCUAGGAGGCAGGCUUUUGGGUCUCCCUGGGUCAAGCAGAGCGGGCCCCUUGCCAAAGAGCCAACCGUGGUGUUUAGGUUGAGAAGUCUGGCAGAGUGCGUGGAGAGUCAAAUUAAGCAACAUCAGGAGAAAAAGGAAAUCCUGCCACCCAAUACUGAGAGGGUCUCUGGGGAAGGGCUUAGAGAGGCGUACGAGAUGCCUCUGGACCUAUCGGAUCGAGGAAAGCCCAAAUCCAGCCAAACGCCAAGAGAUGACUUGCCCUUAGCCUUUCAAGGUGGAGAGAGAGUACAGACAAGCCCUGAUAAAGAUGUGAAGGCGAAUCCGUCUGCACACAGACCAGUAUCGUCACCUUCUCCCGUUGGCCCUCCCUCGUGCUCCUGGACCUCUACCCCACCAGUCAAACAAGAGGAAGAGUCUACCAGUGACCACAAGGUAAUCAAAGAUCAAGAGCAGAAAGAGGAGGUGAAUGGAAAUACAGACCAAAGCAACGGGAAGAAGGUGCCCGUCCUCACUAUAUCACUACGUCCAGUGGUGGUGCUGGAGACUCUGAAUUCUGCUCUGCAAGAAUCCUUAUCAUCAAAUGGCAAGUCAUCGUCAUCAGCAGCUGAGCCAGGAAGCAGCUCCGAUCACGACGAGGAGGGGAGCGUGUCAGGACAAGAGAGCAACCCGGGCUGCAAGAGGAAGAGGGCAUCUGUGGAGACUGAAACACACAGGAACUCAGAAACAGACCACGUCCAGCAAGAGAGGAAGAUCAAGAUCACAGUGAGAACCGAGGAGAAGAGCCCUUGCUAAAGACCAUGACUUAGUGAUCUCACUUCAACCUGCAUCAACUGAUUGUUUUGGCCGGUUGUAAACACAUCACUUAAAUGUACCUUAUAAAGUUGAUAGGGCUAACAAUCAAUACGACUGCCCUAACUGGCCUCAAGACAAGUCUUUUAUAUAAGAUGUGAAUAAAAGCUACAACCCCAGGGUUUUAGAAAACUUUUCAAAAAUAGCCCUAAACCUGCAUUAACUUUGUUUUGUCCACUUGGAGGCAGCAGAAACAAGUUGUAAGCAGAACAAUGAGUUGAAAGAGGCUAAAAAACUCUCUACAGAGCUCGGGGAACUACAGAGUUUAUUAUUAUGAGCAACUCAUUUCAUAUUGCAUGUAUAGUCAUUUGAUCUAUUACUAUGUAAUAUAACCUCUACAACUUCUCACUGAGUGCUUUUACAUGGACUCUAGUAUUCUAUUUAGUUUCAAGAUAUUCAAAUGGUCAUUUUAUGAGCUGGAAAAUGUGACGUAUUACUCCAUAUAGUGUUCGCACUAACUGGUAUAUGUCCAUGUCCCGCCAACAUAAAUCUGAAUAGGCUAACUGGAAUAUUCCAAUAUUGACCCAUGGUUUAUGUCAACAUCAUAUUCUAUUGAUUAUGUUGAUUGGUAAACAACACAAAUUCCAUUUCCAUGAAGUCAUUAAAUCCAAAAUAACAAUAAUAAAAUUAGUAUUUGGAGAAAAAUAUCUGACAUUAGACUGUCUUCAUUUGAAUAAAACAUUUAACGGUACAUAUUAAUGUGCAUAAAUAGCAUUCUGUUUAGCAGCUUAUACAGUACAUGUAUUUAUUCGGUGGAGAACUGAGACGCAGUCCGGCUGAGAAAGUCACACAUUUUGCAACACGUACCAGCCCAUUUUCGCAACAGACAACUGAAGACGAGUGCAAUAAUUGAAAAGUUUCUUGUAGAAACGUAAGGAAGAAAUGGACAGGUUUAAAUUGUAUUGUGACCUCUGUUCAGUUUCGUCUGCUGUUGAUCAUCACAAAUACUGCCAAUGCAGUAGCACCAUAACUAGUGUCAUCCCUCGGCAGUAAACAGCACUAUCAUUGCUGUCCCCUCUCUCUGAAACGCUGAAAAAUGUCAAGAUCAAUAACCAAGUUUUGACCUUUGAUCUUACAUUUCUAAUUAAAAUGCACUGUGUUGUCAAAAAUAACUAUCCCAUAAAUUUAACCAUUUGCAAAAUGUUCUUGUCUUACAGCCAGACAAAGCAAACCAAACUGUGUUUGAGUGUCACCUGCUAAUGCCUAAUACUUUAGUCCUCCUCUCCAAUACUCACCACACACUACCGCAUUUAUAAUUAUGUUACUUUCCUGGCAUCGCUGUCGCUGCCUUGCUAUUUUUGCCACAGAGCUUCCCCUCCUCCCGCCCUGUCUUCAGUGACCAACAAAGAAAAAAAAGAAGACAAAAACUUGUUCCUCUUCCUCUUUUUCGUUUUCAGAAUGCACAUAUUUUGCAAGUAUUAACUUUCCGUUCACAGCUGUGACAGCUUGUGGUAAGCCGGAUGGAUGGAAGCGAUAAAAAGCACAGUGACAGAGUCAGUUCAAUAACCUAUACUUUGUGAUACAGCGCUGUAAAGUCAAUGCGUCCUUUUUGUGUAAAUAUAGAAAAAUAUUUUUAAUGGAGAUGCCCUAAUCAAUAGGCAGAAUCAGCCAAUAUUUACUAAUAAUACAAAUGAGAUUAUUUGAACCCUCUUUUCUCUUUUCAAAAGUGUGCACUUUUUAGUAUCCUGUGUGUGAAAACCUGUACAGCCCUAAUGCUGUUCCAUUGAUUUCUAUUGCUUCUAUCAUGUCUCUCUAAUGCCAUUAGAGUCCAUUAAGUCCAAUACUUGGUCAAUGGUCAGUGGACAAAGUAGCCUUCCCCUUGCCAUCCGUAUCUCUCUGUUAAUUCAAAUGCGAUUGACUGUGCUACUGUAAGUAUACUUUGACUUUUACAGUAUGCUAAUCUAUCAAGCUAAAUGCUGUGUUGUUGUGUGGUCUUAACAGAUAUGUAGGUGUUUUAUUUUUAGAAUGACACAAUGUACAAACUGUUGUCUGAAUGCACUUCUAAUGCUGAAAUAAAUUUCCAUUUUUGCAUCUUGCUUCUGUAGCUCCCACUGUAAAUGAUUCAGCUCUUAUAUUUCGUACUAUAACAAGUUUACCACACGUCUCUUGUACACUAAUGUAAGUUGAAUAACCUUCAGUGAAUAAUGACAAGUGUUCUGGGAAAUAGAAGUAACAUCAUGUCGGACAUUUUGUUCAGGACGUUAAGCAAAACCGUUGUGGUUUGAUGAUCAGGAAUGUGGUGACCAGUGGAAACCACCACGGGUAGUGUGAUGUGAUACAACUUAACUGUUACAGGAAAUCAGCUCAGUGGUCAGCAUCCUGUAAAACCAUUAUAAUCUAUUCACAGAUUAAAUUUACAUUACGAAAGACUUUUACGUAAAGCUACAAUCUAACAAUGAAUGUUUUGCAAUACGGCAGAGCAUUUCCUCAACUCUAUUCGAGAUGUCGUAAGUUGGUUCUGUUUGUUCAGAUGAAAUUUUGUUGUAUCGACACGUCUCUGCCCCGCAGGAAGUGACAGAUGGAAAUUAAAACUGCCUCAGUGUAAACUGAUGUUUGCUGAUUUUUAUCUGUGUGGACUAAAAUUAAAGAUAUUUUUU
Molecule: messenger RNA, 5066 nt
Organism: Sebastes umbrosus (honeycomb rockfish)
Lineage: Eukaryota; Metazoa; Chordata; Actinopteri; Perciformes; Sebastidae
Gene: rbbp8nl
Product: retinoblastoma binding protein 8-like
Exons: 16
Coding region: 1-2412 (803 amino acids)
Biological process (GO): double-strand break repair via homologous recombination; DNA double-strand break processing involved in repair via single-strand annealing
Cellular component (GO): site of double-strand break
Molecular function (GO): Y-form DNA binding; damaged DNA binding; flap-structured DNA binding
Source: RefSeq, a predicted model, not a curated record